CACCCAGCUCAUCACGGUGCUCAUCGAAGCCACCACCUCCACCUCCACCCAACAAAUUCCAUAGACGCCGGCCAUUCUCACCAUCCCCACGAAGCCAAACCCAAGAGCACCACCAGAGCAGAGAGCAUCGUCGUCGUCGGCGGCGGUCGGGCAGGCAAGCAAGCAUGGCGGGGUUCAAGGUGACGCGGAUCUCGGAGGGUCCGGUGAAGCCGGCGUCAUCGACGCCCGAGGAGACGCUGCCGCUGGCGUGGGUGGACCGGUACCCGACGCACCGUGGGCUGGUGGAGUCGAUGCACAUCUUCCGGUCCGGCGCGGACGCUGCCCCGGCCGUGAUCCGCGCCGCGCUGGGCAAGGCGCUGGCCUUCUUCUACCCGCUGGCGGGGCGCAUCGUGGAAGGGGACCAGCCCGGGUGCCCCGCCAUCCGGUGCACCGCCGACGGCGUCUACUUCGCGGAGGCCGUGGCGGACUGCAGCCUCGAGGACGUGCGGUUCCUGGAGCGGCCCCUCCUGCUCCCCAAGGAGGACCUCGUCCCUUACCCCGGCGACGACCGCUGGACCGUCGAGCCGCACAACACCAUCAUGAUGAUGCAGAUCACCAAGUUCACCUGCGGCGGGUUCGUGAUGGGUCUGCGGUUCAACCACGCGUCGGCGGACGGCAUGGGCGCGGCGCAGUUCAUCAACGCCGUGGGCGACAUGGCGCGGGGGCUGACGGAGCCCAAGGUGCUGCCCGUGUGGCACCGGGAGAAGUUCCCCAACCCGAACAUCAAGCCCGGACCGCUCCCGGAGCUCCCCGUGCUGGCGCUGGACUACGUCGUGCUCGACUUCCCCACGCCCUACAUCGACGACCUCAAGAGGCAGUACAAGGCGCACAGCGGCAAGUUCUGCUCGGGCUUCGACGUGCUCACGGCCAAGCUCUGGCAGUGCCGCACCCGGGCGCUCGCCCUGGACCCUGCCACCGAGGUCAAGCUCUGCUUCUUCGCCAGUGUCCGCCACCUGCUCAAGCUCGACAGGGGGUACUAUGGCAACUCCAUCUUCCCCGUGAAGAUGUCCGCGCCGGCUGAGAAGGUGCUCGCCUCCUCCAUCUUGGAGGUCGUCGACAUGAUCCGGGAGGCCAAGGACAGGAUGGCCGUCGAGUUCUUCCGCUUCGCCAAGGAGGAGACGGACCAGGACCCGUUCCAGAUGACCUUCAACUACGAGUCCAUCUAUGUCUCCGACUGGAGCAAGCUCGGCUUCUCCGACGUGGACUACGGCUUUGGCCCGCCCAUGUUCGCCGGCCCGCUUGUCAACAAUGACUUCAUUGCCUCCGUCGUCAUCCUCAAGGCGCCGCUCCCGCUGGACGGCACCAGGAUGCUCGCCAGCUGCGUCACCAAGGAGCACUCCGACGAGUUCGCCCGUGGCAUGAAGGAAGACCUGCCCUGAAUAACACUUUGAUGUUGCUUAUCAUACAGCUGAUCCAUGAUGAGACGGGGAAACUGAGAUGAAUGGUGACAUAAAGAUGCUUCUGUUUGGUUAAUGUUGUUGUUAAUUUUGGUUGUAUUUAUUUGUCACUUUAUAUCUUGGUCAAUACAGUACUACUUUAGACAGCAAAUUCGAUCUUAAUUUGUACCAUUUGAUAUGAGACAGAGACAAUAAAAAGGGUAUACUGUCCAUUUUUCGGUUGUUUGA
Molecule: messenger RNA, 1664 nt
Organism: Sorghum bicolor (sorghum)
Lineage: Eukaryota; Viridiplantae; Streptophyta; Magnoliopsida; Poales; Poaceae
Product: acyl transferase 9
Exons: 2
Coding region: 165-1418 (417 amino acids)
Source: RefSeq, a predicted model, not a curated record